This is a messenger RNA of Gossypium arboreum, 2131 nucleotides long. Its product is annotated as 4-coumarate--CoA ligase-like 6. The coding region runs from base 171 to 1850 and encodes 559 amino acids. Gene Ontology annotation, cellular component: peroxisome. Gene Ontology annotation, biological process: ubiquinone biosynthetic process. Gene Ontology annotation, molecular function: CoA-ligase activity. Lineage: Eukaryota; Viridiplantae; Streptophyta; Magnoliopsida; Malvales; Malvaceae. The record is from RefSeq and is a predicted model, not a curated record. The transcript is spliced from 6 exons.
UUAGGGGUUUUGUCCUUUUUUUCAAUUUCUUGCCAAACUAUAAUACGGUGCUUUCGCUGCACCGGACCUAAAAGUGCAAACUAAGCUGCAAUACCAUUUUUCUUCUCUCCUCUGUUCUGCCUCUAUUCUUUCUUUCUUUUUUUUUUUUUUUUCUGUUACACCCUGCAUCAAUGGCAACAAGCUUGAACUUCUUCCCCGAGACCUCAGAACCCAAAACUACUCAUCUUCCUGACUGGUAUUCACCAGAAACAAGAAUCUAUUCCAGCACGUAUUCCUCUAUAUCUCUCCCAACUGAUCCAUUUCUUGACGUUGUUUCCUUCAUUUUCUCUCACCAACAUGAUGGGGUUACUGCUUUGAUUGAUUCCUCAUCUGGGUAUUCAAUAUCUUACUCAAAGCUAUUACCUUUGGUCCAAUCAAUGGCCUCAGGUCUCCACCACCUCGGUGUUUCCCAAGGGGAUGUGGUCUUGCUUUUGUUGCCAAAUUCUGUUCAUUUCCCCAUUAUUUUCUUCAGCGUUUUAUAUUUGGGUGCAAUUGUUACCACCAUGAAUCCACUAAGUAAUAUGAUGGAGGUCAAGAAACAAAUUGUUGAUUGUGGUGUGCGUUUUGCAUUUACUCUACUUGAAAAUGUUGACAAACUUCAGAAAUUGGGUGUUCAUGCAAUUGGGGUACCAGAAAACAUGGACCUGGAUUCAGAAAAGACUGGUUUUUUAUCUUUUCGUAAGCUUAUUGGGGGCCAAUUUGGUAAGGCGCCAAGGCCUGUGAUUAGGCAGCAGGACACGGCGGCAAUAAUGUAUUCAUCAGGUACUACAGGCGUUAGCAAGGGAGUUGUAUUAACACAUGGGAAUUUUAUAGCAAUGACUGAGCUUUUUGUAAGAUUUGAAGCUUCACAGUACGAAUAUUCAAGUUCAAAGAAUGUGUAUUUAGCUGUUCUUCCAAUGUUCCAUAUAUAUGGAUUAUCACUUUUCGUGGUUGGAUUAUUGUCAUUGGGUUCUAGCAUUGUUAUCAUGAGGAGAUUUGAUGCCAGUGAACUGGUGAAAGUAAUUGAUGACUAUGGAGUUACUCACUUUCCAGUUGUUCCACCUAUACUGACAACAUUGACAAUGAGAGCCAAGCAUGUUUGUGAAAAUAGCUUGCAGAGUUUAAAACAGGUUUCCUGUGGUGCUGCUCCUUUGAGCAGGAAAACCAUAUUGGACUUUGUUCAGGCUCUUCCUCAUGUUGAUUUCGUUCAGGGCUAUGGCAUGACUGAAUCAACUGCAGUAGGAACUCGUGGCUUCAACAAUGAAAAACAUCACAAUUAUUCUUCAAUAGGACUUCUAGCACCAAACAUGCAAGCUAAAGUGGUAGAUUGGAAUUCUGAUUCUUCUUUGCCUCCUGGCUUUCAUGGCGAGCUUUGGCUAAGAGGACCUGCAAUUAUGCAACGAUACAUAAAUAAUGUUGAGGCCACCAAUAUGACAAUUGACAAAGAUGGUUGGCUGCGUACUGGUGACAUUGUUUGUUUUGAUGAAGACGGGUAUUUGUAUUUAUCUGACCGCUUGAAAGAGAUUAUAAAAUACAAGGGCUAUCAGAUCGCCCCUGCUGAUUUAGAGGCUGUAUUGAUUUCCCAUCCCGAGAUACUAGAUGCUGCUGUAACUUCAGCCGCUGAUGAAGUAUGCGGUGAGAUUCCUGUGGCAUUUGUGGUGAGGAGGCACGGUUGUACACUGACCAAAGGAGCUGUCAUAGACUUCGUGGCUAAUCAGGUUGCACCUUAUAAGAAAGUAAGAAGGGUGGUGUUUACAGAAUCAAUUCCAAAGUCUGCUGCAGGAAAAAUUCUUCGAAAAGAACUUAAGAGUUUCAUAAGUUCUAGACUUUAAGAUUUUUGUUCUGGUAGAGCUGAUUUUUUCGCAGAUUUAAUUCUGACAAGGUAGGACAUUCAGCUACAAAGACAAUUAUAAUUCUGUUUGUCUAGGUAAACAGCAGCAAUCUGCAGCUACUUGUAUUAGUCUUGAAGGGAUAGUACAGUUUAAUGGUUCAUAGGGUCCAAAAGACCUAUGUGGGAUUUCAGCAUCAUGUAUAAGAUACUUUUUGCUACCUUGUCUUUGUCAUUAUUUUUAAGUUCAAGUUAGUUAAAAUUGUCUUAAUUCAGCUCUUCAAA